This is a messenger RNA of Diversispora eburnea, 2670 nucleotides long. The record is from the annotation of a GenBank genome assembly. NCBI's taxonomy places the organism in Eukaryota, Fungi, Glomeromycota, Glomeromycetes, Diversisporales, Diversisporaceae.
AUGUCCACUACUGAGGAUCGCCAAGUUUUACCCAAAAAUGUGAGGCCAACUCAUUAUGAUAUAACUUUAACCCCAGAUUUAAAGAAAUUUGAAUUCACCGGGUUUGAAACUAUCAACCUAGAUAUUAAAGAAGACACCAAAGUUAUAACACUUAAUGUCAGAGAAAUUGAAGUUAAAUCUGCGAAGCUCGGAAAAUUGAACGGUGAAGGUCACGAUGCUGUUUCGAUUGAACAUGAUAAUAAAAAAUACACAGUCAAACUAACAUUUCCAGAAGAAUAUCCUGCCGGUUGCAAAGUCAAGUUGUACUUAGAAUUCACUGGAAUUUUGAAUGAUAAAAUGGUUGGCUUUUAUCGAAGUUCUUACGAAGAGAAUGGAGAGAAAAAAUAUAUUGCAACAACACAAUUUGAAGCAACGGAUGCCCGUCGUGCCUUCCCUUGUUGGGAUGAACCAGCGAUUAAAGCAACCUUUGAUAUUACAUUGAUUGUACCAUCUGACUUGGUGGCUUUGGGUAAUAUGAAUGUGAUUUCCGAGAAAUCACUGGGAAAUGAUAAAAGGGAAGUCAAAUUUGCCACGACUCCUAUUAUGAGUACUUAUUUGAUUGCAUUCAUUGUUGGUGACUUGGCUUAUGUUGAAGAAACAACAUCUGGAGUUCAAAAUGGAGGAAAACCUGUAUUAGUUCGAGUUUAUACACUAAAGGGCAAUGAAGAAACUGGUCGAUUUGCUUUAAGUGUUGCAGUAGAUUGUUUGGAAUACUUUGCCGGAGUUUUCGGAAUUCCUUAUCCCCUCCCCAAAUGUGAUAUGGUCGCCAUACCCGACUUUGAAGCUGGUGCUAUGGAAAAUUGGGGUCUUAUAACUUAUCGCACAACCGCAGUUUUGUUUGAUCCUAAGGCUUCCGACGCUAGAUUUAAGCAGCGUAUUGCAUAUACUGUAUGUCAUGAAUUGGCACAUCAGUGGUUUGGAAAUCUUGUGACCAUGGAAUGGUGGGAUCAUUUAUGGCUUAACGAAGGUUUUGCUACUUGGGUGGGAUAUCUCGCAGUUGAAAAGAUUUUUCCUGACUGGGAUAUUUGGACUCAGUUUGUCUCAGAAGGUUUUCAACGAGGACUUAAACUUGAUUCUCUUAAAUCAUCUCAUCAAAUUGAAGUGCCUGUAAAUGAUCCUAGUGAAAUCAGUCAGAUAUUUGAUGCCAUCAGUUAUUAUAAAGGAGCAUCUGUUAUACGCAUGUUAAGCAAUUAUCUCGGUGAAAAUGUUUUCUUAGCAGGUGUGAGACGAUAUCUUAAAAAACAUGAAUAUGGAAAUGCGAGUACAAAUGAUUUAUGGGAUUCUUUAGCCCAAGAAAGUGGAAGAGAUAUUAGUGAAUUUAUAUCAGUAUGGACUAGAAAAUAUCCGGUUUUAACUGUUACAGAACCGAGUCCCGAUACAUUGAAUAUUUCUCAAUCUCGUUUCCUUUCUACCGGAGUAAUUGAUCCGGAAGAAGAUAUUACAACUUGGUGGGUUCCACUCAGCAUAGAUGUUGGAUCAGGAGAUUAUAAAGAUUUUAGAGAUGUCGUUCUAACGCAAAAAGAAAAAUCCUUGAAAUUACCACCACGUCAAGAAGAUUUCUAUCAACUUAAUUCACGUAAAACUGGGGUCUAUAGAGUAAAUUACAUUCCGGAACGUUUGGCAAAAUUGGGUCAAGCAGUGAAGAAGGGUAUGUUAGAAACAAGUGAUCGCGUAGGAUUAGUUGCUGAUGCAGGAGCUUUAGCCACAAGUGGUCACGGAAAGACAAGUGGAUUAUUGAAUCUUAUUAAAGAAUUUGACAAAGAAGAUCAAUACAUCGUAUGGAUGGAAAUUAGCAACUGCUUGAGUGAUUUGACAUCUGUUUGGUUUGAGCAGCCCGAUUACCAGGGUCUUUUAGCUUUCCAAUGUGAUUUGCUUUCUGAAUUAGUCCGUAAAUUGGGUUGGGAAUAUUCGGAUGAUGAUGAUUACUUGACUACUAUGUUGAGGACAUUAGUCAUUAAAAUUGCAGGUAAAGCCGGAGAUAAGGACGUUGUCAAUGAAUCACAUCGUAGGUUUAAAUUAUUUAUAAAAGGUGAUGAAUCCGCUUUACAUCCAAACAUCCGUGGAGCCGUUUAUGAGAUAGUAUUGAUUCAUGGUGGAGGCGAAGAAGAAUUUGAGGCCAUAUUGAACCUUUAUAAAACCGGCAAGAUUGCAGAUCAAAGGAUUAUAAUAUUAUCUGCACUAGGGCAUGCACAACAGGAAAAUCUGAUCCAAAGAGCUUUGAAUUUGUCGAUAUCUGAAGAUGUUAAAAGUCAAGACAUUAUUUAUUCUUUUAUGGGAUUGAAAAAUAAUCGUAAAUCGCGUAGACAUUUGUGGAAUUUCAUAAAGCAAAAUUGGGAUUUGAUUCAACAACGAUAUAUCCAUUCUUUACAACUUUUUGGAUUAAUCAUUAAAUCUGUGGACGCAUUUUCAACUCUUGAUGACAUUCGAGACAUUGAAGAAUUCUUUAAGGAUAAGAAUAUAAAAGAAAUUGAGAGACCAUUGCAACAAAGUUUGGAAAACAUUCGUGUUCGUGCCGCAUGGUUAUCGCGUGAUAAAAAGGAUGUGGAAGAUUGCGUAAUGAACGCUACUAUUUCAAUAAAAGAAAUAUUCUCUGUUAACUUGGCAAUGAUGUUGACAGGCACGUUUCAAUAG